CUUGACAAACACAUUGUUCACACCUUUUUUAAUGCCCCCCUCAUUCAUUCUUGCAUAUUUGUCUUUGCCAAAAAAAGUUCAUUCUCAGUUUCACUACCUCUGUUCUCAUCGCUCACCCUUCUUAGGUUUGGCUUCACUCAUGCAUUUGACACUCUUAGUCAAUAUGAUUCCCUCUCCUAUGCCCAACAUGCCCUCUAUUAUGAGUAAAGCAGCUCUAUUAUAUUCUUAAUUUAAAUUCUGUCUUUUCACAUGUUUACAAAGUUAAUGGAAAGGUAUUUUGCAGGGCCCCUAAAGUGUCUGCUCUAAUGGACAGUUCAGUCUUACAUUGAUUGUACUUUCACUCAGCCGUUGCUCAUCACAUUGACUCUGUUCUCAGCUAUUAACGACAUCUGCUUUUUGUGAAUCUGGAAGCCCAGAAUGUAGAUGUAUGUCUGCUGACUGUGUUCAUAACACUGACUGUGUGAAGCGUACACAACAUCAUUUCCCCUUUGAUCCUUUACUUGAUGUUUGCAUCAAGUUCGCUGCAUUGAGUCGGUGACACAGAAAUGCAACAAGGCUCCUGUUGCCUUCUCCCCUUGUCUCCUAUAGUCCCGUCAAGGACAUCUUCCCGGUCAAAUAAAUGAAGCAAGAAGAUCUCGUAUGACUAAAGAAUAAAUCACACGUCACCAACUUAUGGAGGGGGCUCCUGUCUCUUUAAAAAAACGAGGCAUUGCCCUCGUAUUACCAUGGUACCCUCGCUCCCCCUCCCCUCUGCACUGCGCAGGGCCUGUUGCCAUGGUCACUGGCCCUGAGUGACAGGUGGUCCUCACAUAGACAUUGGCGUCUUAAACAGUCCCACCGGGGGUAGAAGUAGAGCCGUGACUGUCUGCGUCCGAUCGCCUGCUGCAGCUUUUAUUCAAAAGCAGAUAACGAGCUUGAAAAGGGGGCUUCCAGCUGCUACUGCAUCCAGACCAAAGGGACCUAGCGUAGCUGGACAUGCAUAUAUAUAUAUAUAUAUAUAUACACACACAUACACACACACACACGCAUAUACACGCAGCUCUUUGGCGUAUUGUGAGUGCGCCAGCCGAGUUAGCGGGGCUGGUUACUCACCAGCAAAACAGCGUCCCCUACUCGUCGCCCCUGAAGUCUGCAGCAGCGUGACCAGCUGUUGUCUAAUGCAGUAGCGUGUCCACAGUGACACACUGGAGCUCGCCGUGCGCGCUCACGUCAAACUGGGAUACGUAGUGUUACCAUGGAAGCAAGUGGGGAGUACUUAAGGAGUGAAGGCGUUGCCUCUGGCUUGUUCAGUGCUGCUCUCUUUUUCUUUCCUCUCCUGCUGUUGAUCUCACCUCGUCCACUCUGCCUCUCUCGGCAGGUGUUUUAAUCACAUCGGUUCUUCUUUUGUGAAAUACUCUUGACACGUAUGGGCUAUAAACAGUGCAUACCUGGCAACACACCUCAAUUCUCUUCAUUUCCUUCUCUCCCUCGUCGUGUAUCUGUUCAUGUUUUGAGUCUGAUCAUGACAUAUCUGCAACCCUCUUACUCAUGUGUACUCUAACUCUAGGCCCUCCUUUCCACCUCCCAGGAGUGUAGUCAUGAAUGAUACAAACCCCUCCAGCUAUAAACGCAUGCAUUCAAACACGCUUUACUUCCUUACUGAACAGGCUGGCUCACAUGUUUGUCUACUGCAUUUCUUUCUCUCACUGCCUCUCUCACUGAUUCACUUACUGAAACUAAAAGAGUGCGAAAGCCCAAUUACUUUAUGAAUAAUCCCCCUCCUUUAACCACUUAAUGAUACAUGCUUUGGACAGAUAUUUAAUCUAUGUAUUAUAAAAUAUAGACUUUGAUCUGGUUAACCAUUAAUAGGAGGAAGUUAUUGAGCCGCCUGCACUCUCUUAAGUAUGAUUUUUUUUAUUUUUUUUUUUUUAAUUCUCCCCCUAUCUUUUUAGCCAAGCUCUUUCCACACAUUUAAACAGUUUAGAUUCUUCUAUGUGUCAGUUAAUCUUUUGUGCACACACACACACACACCUACCUUACACUGGGUCCGCCUCCAGACCUCAUGCAUGCACUUACGUUUUCACUUUGACAGUGAAUACUUGAGCGGUAACGCAUACAGGAAGUGUUGCACAUUGCUCUUACGGCGUGCAACAAGAGAGAUAGGGCUGAGAAGGACUCACGCAGCAGACCAGAAUCGGUGGAGGCCAGCCCUGUGGUGGUGGAGAAGUCCAGCUACCCACACCAGAUCUACAGCAGCAGUUCUCACCAUUCCCACAGUUACAUUGGCCUGCCUUACGCUGACCAUAACUAUGGGGCGCGGCCCCCACCCACUCCACCGGCCUCCCCUCCCCCCUCCAUGUUGAUCCGACAAGGAGAGGGGGGGUUGUUUGUUCCAGGAGGCCAGGACGAAGCAUCCAGGGGCACAACGCUCAGCACCUCAGAGGAUGGCAGCUACGGGGCCGACAUCACCCGCUGCAUCUGUGGCUUCACCCACGAUGACGGCUACAUGAUCUGCUGUGACAAGUGCAGUGCCUGGCAGCAUAUUGACUGCAUGGGCAUCGACAGGCAGAACAUUCCUGAGACUUACCUGUGUGAACGCUGCCAACCACGACACCUGGAUAGAGAGAGGGCCAUCCUGCUGCAGACCAGGAAACGAGAGUGUUUGUCUGAUGGUGACACCAGUGCUACAGAGAGUGGAGACGAGGUGCCGUUAGAGCUCUACUCCACCUUUCAACACACGCCUACCACCAUCACGCUCACCACUGGGCGCCUUGGCCAUAAGCAGACUGAUAAAAAACGUAAAAAGAGUGGCGAUAAAGAGUCUCCAGCAUCCUCUGCCCGAGCUAAGAAGGCCUUCCGAGAAGGGUCCAGAAAGUCCUCCAGAGUAAAGGGUGCUGCUCCGGAGCAGGAGCCGACAGAGCACCCGUCUUUGUGGGAGAACAAACUCAAGACGUGGAUGGAGCGCUACGAGGAGGCCAGCAGCAAUCAGUACAGUGAGGACGUCCAGGUCCUGUUGCGUGUCAAAGAGCAAGGCGAUGGCAAGAGCCUGGCGUACAACACGCACCCCGCCUCUUUCAAGCCGCCUGUGGAGGAUCUGCACUCAUGCCAGAGUGUCUCUCUCUUCCAGAGUCAGGUUCAGAAGAACAAGAAGAUCCUCAAGGCGGUGCGAGACUUGGCCCCAGACUCCCUCAUCAUUGAGUACAGGGGGAAGUUCAUGCUUCGACAGCAGUUUGAGGCCAACGGAUACUUCUUCAAGAGGCCGUACCCCUUUGUGUUAUUUUAUUCCAAAUUUGACGGACUGGAGAUGUGUGUGGACGCUCGCAGCUUUGGCAACGAGGCACGCUUCAUCCGUCGCUCCUGCACCCCGAAUUCUGAAGUGCGGCACGUCGUUGAGGACGGCAUGCUGCAUUUAUACAUCUACUCCUUGAGGCCUAUCACCAAAGGCACAGAGAUCACCAUUGGUUUUGAUUAUGACUAUGGCAGCUGUAAAUACAAGGUGGACUGUGCCUGUGUGAAGGGCAACCAGGAGUGCCCGGUGCUCAAGCACAACCUUGAACCCACCGAAAACCUGGGCUCCGGAGGCCGGCGACGAGGGAGUCGCAAGGACAAGGAGACUGUCCGGGACGACCUGGGCCAGAACCAGAACAUGGGUUUGGACUGUGACGGGAAGAGCAAGAGCGUAGGCGACGGCAAACAGAGGAAACUCUCUCCUCUCCGCCUCUCCAUCUCAAACAACCAGGAUCCUGAGUUAUAUGAGGAUCUAGAAGACAAAACCUCCGUUAGCAAUGAAGUAGAGAUGGAGUCAGAGGAGCAGAUUGCAGAGAGGAGGAGGAAGAUGGCCAACCCAGCGGAGCAGUCCCAUCUCCCUGUCGGGGCGGCUUCCAGCUGGAAGGGACUGAAACACAAGGAGACACGGGAAGAGCGAAAGAUGGAGGCCAUCCUGCAAGCCUUUGCCCGAAUGGAGAAGAGGGAGAAACGUAGAGAGCAGGCCCUGGAAAGAAUCGGCGGCGUCAAGACGGAAGUCGGGGGCCGCAGUGACAUCAAGGAGGAGCCUCCAGUCACACCGGAGAUGGCUGAUUCUCCAACUGUCAUGCAGCCGCUACUGGAGGUGAAAGAGGAGCCGGGAUUAAAGCCGGCCAAGGUCAAAAGCUCGAGGAACAGGAAGAGUUUCUCCAGGAACCGCACGCACAUCGGUCAACAGCGCCGGCGAGCUCGCACCAUCAGCACCUGUUCCGACUUGGCCCCUGGCUCUCCGACCGAGUCUCUGGAGCCUCUGAACAAUGAAUCCCCCGAAGGAGAGAUGGCCACUGCGCCUGAGCCGGAGGCCCUCCCUGACGAAGCCCCGGACAGCAGCCCUCCGCACAGCAGUAGCUCACCUGCACCUGACAGAAACCGCAACGGGAGCAAGAACUUCAGAGCUAAAAAGCACUUUGUGUGUGAGUGGGUAGGAGAGAAGCAGCAGGACCACGGUGCAGUACGAACCCCGGAGCCAGUCCCAGAGAGGCCGCUGAGAAUAAGCAGCGACCCUGAAGUACUCGCCACACAGCUCAACGCCCUACCGGGCAUGGCCGGCUCUCCACAGGUCUACAGCACCCCCAAACACUACGUCCGCUUCUCGUCCCCAUUCCUGGCCAACCGCAGCCCCACCACUCCCGGAGUCCCCACUGGGAGACGGCGUUCCAGAGAACUGCCUGAAACACCGCCAACCACCGGCUCCUGCAAGAAGCGAUGGUUGAAGCAAGCUCUAGAAGAGGAGGGCUCCACUAGCCCGGCGAGAAGACCGAGCCUCCUCAUGCCCAGUGAGGGUCCGCUCAGCCCCCCCAUUAAUGGAGACUCUGACAGCCCUCUACCCUACAACGGUACCUGCUCAUUACCAGAGUUGCCCACACCUUUGAAAAAGCGGCGGCUGAGUCCGCUCGAUGCCUGCAUGUCCGAGAGCUCGACUCCCUACGGCUCCCCUUGUGCCACGCCCACCAGGGCCGACCAAUCGGAGACACCCGGGACCCCCAUCUUACUGGCUACCCCACCGCGUCACCGAACGGAGGAGCCAAGUACAGAGCCGCCCCUGCCCAGCACCCCAACACAGACACUUGAUGUCCUUCAGGAGAGUGAAUCUUCAGUGGAAAGCUCCCCAGAGGUCAGCCGAAAACCCAGUGUGCAAGAGGCCGAUCGUCCUCCUUCGUUGGUCUCCUCUCCCUGUGUCGGGGCUCCCAGUUCAGACGGACCCCCGACAGAAGCCACGGUGUCGGUUCCUGAAAGUCCACAGCCUCCGGCUGCCGAGCCUGUGGACUCCGGAGAGGACAAGGCAGAGGGUGUGGUUAUUGAGGGGGGGACUAAUGAGGCUUCCUCAACUGCAGAAACUUGUGCUUCCUCUUUUCCUGGCUGGAUAAAAAGCCCAGACAGAGUCCCGACUGGACCAGCUGGCCUGAACUUCUCUCCAGUCAACUCAAACUUAAGGGACCUCACCCCCUCACACACCCUGGAGCCUCUGGUAUCUCCCUUCAGGCCCGAGGCUGCAGCUGGGGCUGCAGCAGGGCCCACAGUAGUGACGGUGCCAUUGGUUGGCUCCCAGCCGCCCUUCAGUGAAGCCCAGGGGCCGCUCUUUUACCCCGGCCCCGAGGAGGGAAGUUCACUCGGCUUCUCGCGCUCGCUGAAUGGGGAAGGCUCUGGUGAGGGAGGAGGGUCAGCGCAGAACCCCCCACAGAAGAAGAAGGUUUCCCUGCUAGAAUACAGGAAGCGUCAGCGCGAAGCUCGUCGCAGCGGCUCCAAGACCGAGUGCAGCUCUCCCGUUUCCACCGUGCCACUUUUAACCGUGGACGCCUUCCCUGUUGCGUUAGAGACCCCCAGUGAAUCUCCUCUACCCCCCGCUCCCACUCCUCUCUGCAACACCACCGCCACCACCGCAGUGAAAGAGCCCCAGACAAGUGAGGAGGCAGAGGGGUCUGGAGAGAAGGAAGGUGGAGAGGGACAGUGGACGUCAUCCACUUCUGUAGAGCAGGCCCGAGAACGCAGCUACCACAGAGCUCUGCUGCUCAGCAAAGACAAAGACACAGAUGGUGAGACGGAAGGUGGAGACACACCUGCACUGAGAGAUUGCCCAUCUCCAAGUCUUCAAAAGACCCCAACCCACACACCCUGCUCUCCCGGUCCGGUCGUCCAGCCUCCCAGUCGGCCAGCGAAGGAGGACGACGGUGACGGUCAGCCUCGGACGCCAAAUCCGACCAGUCAGCCGCCGAGCAAGCCUGCGGGACCCAAGCCAGCUCCUCUGACCCCCACAAAGCUGCAUCCUGCCCCGUUACCCUCCUCUCCUGUCCACUACCCUGGACCCUCCCUCCUCCACUCUCCCAAGCCUCAGCCUCAGGGCUCUCCCUACCGCAGCCAGAGGGCGCUGUUCUCCGCUCAACCUCAAACCCAGCCUCAGCCUCAGGCUCAGACUGGCCCAGCUCCUUUCCCCCAGUAUAACGCACAGAGUGCUCCACCACCACCUCCCCCUCCUCCACCAGCCUCGACGGCGUAUUUUCCCAGCCAGAGCCCCUCACCCGCCGGACCUUUCUCUGGGUUUAAACCUGCCGUCACCCCUCCUUACCCUCCCGGUUCUCAGCCCCUGAUGCAGACUAUUCCCCACAGCGUGCACUAUCAGAGCUCAGCGGCUCCACCGCCUCCUCCACCCCCCCCACACCCGUUGUCCGGCCCCACCCUGCUGCACGUCAACCUGCAGCCGUCUCCCAUCCAGCAGCACCAGCUCAUGUUGACCACCGCACCCCCUCCUCCUCCUCCGCCUCCUCCUCCUCCCCCGCAGGUCCAGACCUCCCAGCAGCAGCCUCCUGCUAGCAGCACCCUGCUGUCGCUCACACCCCCUCCGCCUCCUCCCCCGCCUCCCCCCGCCCCGUCGACCAGCGCCCAGAUGCAGCCCCACCACUUUCAGAACUUGGGGGCUUUUCAGCCGGCGUUGCUGCACCCGGGCGCCGCCGCCAACCCUUCAGUGCCCCCGUCGACAUACCCCCCAACCCUUCAGCAGACCGGACUGCCCCCACCUCCCCCUCCACCUCCCCAACAGACUCAACAAGGCCAGGCCCAGGCCGCUGCCUCCCAGAUGCCUUCUGGGACUCGUGGCGCUCCUGCGUCCUCGACCCCCUUCCACAGCCCGGGGUACCUGAGCACGGGGUGGCACUGACGGCCCUCUCUGCUGUCGGGCCCCGGCAGCCCCUGAGAACUCGGCCGGAGAGGGGCGUGUAUCAUAAGCUGUAGAUAUGUUUUCUAUUUACAUGAACACGUGGCCAGUGGAAAAACAGCUGAUUGUGGGAUAAAAGGAUACUUUUUAAAAAAUAAAACAAGGACAGAAAAUUUUAGAAAAAUGGACGGUGACCUAAUCUUCAAGACAAACUGAUAAAAACGAAGAUGGACGAUCCCCAUGGUGCUCUCGGCCCGCUCUCUCUGGCCUCCGUUUGUUUUUAUAUAUCCUUCCUGUGAUGGAGAGGAAAGCUCUUUGUUCCGUGUCUUGUUUGGACCCCCGUUGUAAGGCCCCGCACUUUGUUUAUCAGUGGACAUUCCAGCCUAUACCCCCCCCUCCUCCUUCAUCCUCCCUUCCUCCUUUGUCAGUUAUUCGUUUUUACUUCCUCUUCUCUGUUGUCGGCUCUCUACACCAUUUAUUUGUUAUAAUCUAGUGACUCACUAUAGCGAAGAGAAAGCUUUUUGUAUAGAGAAAAAAAAAAAACACAAUUAUUUUUUUUAUUCCUCUGUCUAACAACAAAUAUCUGUUCACCGCUGCAGAUUCAGAAAAGACCCAUUUCUAGGAGCCUGCCUCACCAUCCUGGGAGGCUGCACUCGUGUGUGUGUGUGUGUGUGUGUGUGUGUGUGUGUGUGUGUGUGUGUGUGUGUGUGUGUGUGUGUGUGUGUG
Anarrhichthys ocellatus (wolf-eel) is the source of this 7876-nucleotide messenger RNA. It is a transcript of the gene kmt2e, whose product is annotated as lysine (K)-specific methyltransferase 2E. Lineage: Eukaryota; Metazoa; Chordata; Actinopteri; Perciformes; Anarhichadidae. Gene Ontology annotation, biological process: regulation of DNA-templated transcription. Gene Ontology annotation, cellular component: Set3 complex; Rpd3L-Expanded complex. The transcript is spliced from 24 exons. Bases 2336 to 7153 code for a protein of 1605 amino acids. The record is from RefSeq and is a predicted model, not a curated record.